Molecule: messenger RNA, 494 nt
Organism: Aspergillus brunneoviolaceus CBS 621.78
Lineage: Eukaryota; Fungi; Ascomycota; Eurotiomycetes; Eurotiales; Aspergillaceae
Exons: 1
Coding region: 152-424 (90 amino acids)
Source: RefSeq, a predicted model, not a curated record
GGAGGGGAGGGACUGACCUCGUCAAAUUCGGCUUGCGUUGUGUAGGUCAUUUUGUUGGUGGUUUGCGAGGCGUCUCCUCUUGUGGUGGUGGUAGGAUGGUUUAGUUGGAGGUGUGUACGGGGAGAAUGAUGAGGGGAGCUUGGCUUUUAUAAUGGAGAAAGCACGAGCUACCGCGGUUGUUGGUCUAGGUUCAAGGGGGUUAGUGGUUCUUUUAUCCUUUAUCGCCGAGGAAUGGGCAAGGCGGGCCGUUGCUGGGCUGACAGGUCACAGCGGAGAUUUCCCCACUUGCUGGCGCGCAUUGGCGGCUUCGCUUGUGCUAUCAUCCAUCGUCAUUAUACGCUCCCAACCCAGGGGUCCUCGGGUGGACGUUACUCUAGGCAAAAUGCGGUGUGAUAUUUCUUCCAUUGGGUAUACUAGAAGGUGAUUUAGAUUGUGCCAAGAUAAAUAGAUUGCCAAAGCCCAUCCAAAUAUAAGCGGGGUGUCUGCAUAUAGUU